Messenger RNA from Durusdinium trenchii, 1236 nucleotides. The record is from the annotation of a GenBank genome assembly. Lineage: Eukaryota; Dinophyceae; Suessiales; Symbiodiniaceae.
AUGUACCUUUUGCGGCAUCGACGGAAAGGCCGGCCUCAAAGCUUAUUCAGACUCUUGCCGCCUCACCACAAAGCAGUCGAAGGCUCUCGCAGGCCUUGCCUGCAAGCUUCCAGAGGCACUCCGGAAUGGCAGCCGUGGUGGCCGUUUGAGGAGGCAGUGACGUGGUGCUGGGCUCUGGUGAUUUGGUGGCUGCGACGGUCUGGCAGAUCUGCUGCAGGUAAAAAGUACAGGACGGACAGGCAGGAUGUUGAGAACUUUAACGACCGCUACAAUCUUCUUAGCUAUGCCAUGAUGGCCAGUGACAAUAAGAAGUACCGCUCUUUCCAACGAGCUAUCCAGCAAUCCAUUGAGCAUUGGGCAAGCUUGGGAGAGGACACUGUUGUGCUGGAGAUCGGCUGUGGUGCCUAUGCACCGUUCGCACGGCUGUGCGCCGAUGAAGGGGCCAAGCAGGUAUACGCUGUCGAAGGCAAUACCUGGGCAGCAGAGCGGGCUGCGCGGAAGGUGCCAGCGAAUGUGCAGGUCUUUGCAGGUCUGUCCCAGCAGCUUCCCAGUGAAAAGCUCGCUCCAAGACCCAAUGUCGUUGUGAUGGAGACCAUCGGAGACUGGGCAGCCAACGAGUUUAUGGUGAGCACAUUCUUGGAUGCCUCUCGAAGAUUGUGUCGUCCAGACACAAAGUGGAUACCAGGGCAGGUGCGCACAUGCUAUGUGCCAGUGGAGACCCCUACCUGGGGCUGUGAGAUACCACCAGGCUUAUGGCUUCUGGGCAGCGACGACCAGCGCAGCAGGCUGGCUUUGUCUGACGUGGCGACUCUGGAAUUCUACGACUUCAACAACUUUCGUGAGGAGCCUAUGCUCCUGCAAGAACGACAAGCAAACUUCACAAUGAAUCGCUCUGGCGAACUGCAAGGCUUUCUGAUAUGGGUGGAGGUGUUGCCCUUUGGUGAUGAACAUGAGUGCUUGAGCUCGUUGAAAGAUGUCGACAUUAGCUGGAGCGCAAUGCUGUUGGCACUUCCAGAAACACUCACGGUGGUCAAAGGUGACCGCUUUCCUUGUAAGACCAAUGUGCAACCUGAUACGGUGGAUGGACCAUUGCUUCACCUGGAGAUGCCUUGGACAAACAAGCAGUUCCCAAUUUGCAGAUGCUGCAGUUUCAGUGGAGCCUCAAAGCAGGGGCAAAAUGGAUAUUGCCUGAAGGACAGGAGAUACUUUUUGCCAACCAGCCUGAGGAUAUAUUGA